AUCUCGAAAAAUGGAAGAAGACGAUAGCGAAAUUUGGACUAGCGAUGGCUAUUGCAUCGCUUGUCGAUCGAUUUUUGCAAGCGAAAAGGAGAAAUUGGAGCAUCGUGCUAGCAAGAGACAUGUGAAGAAGUGGAAUUUGCACAAGUUUUUCCGGGAUGAAUCCACCAUUCAUGGAACUAUGGCGGUAUCGGAGAUGCUUGAAAGAUAUAAGCUGAAGAAGAUUCCCAUCAUUGGCCUCCACCAAUGCCAGGAAAUUCAACAAGUCGGAGUUUCGAAUCAAGAAAAAACGAAUUUCUGGACGUGUGCUACUUGCUACGAAGUUGGAGACACUUAUGAGUUGGCGGAUGCUCAUCUCAAUUCAAUGGAUCAUAUUCGGAAUUAUAUGGACGAAUGUGAGUGUGACGAGAAGGAGCAGAUCGAAGAAGAAUGCGAAGAUGACGAGUAUGCGAAAUAUGAACGAUAUCGUUCUGCGGCCGAGCGAAUUUUCGCAAGAGACGGUGGAAUCGAUGGGCUUCAGCCUCCGAGCAUCCUACGAAUGCCACUCAGCACUGCUGAUGGUAAAGCAAAGUUCGGAAUCGAAGAUCAGGUGGAUGUGACGUUUCAGCAGUGUCCGAAUGACGCGAAUCGCAGUGUUCUGCAUUGUAGUACUUGCAACGAGGUGGCUCCGGUUGUGGUGGCAGGGAAGUACACGAAGGAAAAAUCACGUGCUCAUCAUUGUGAGAGCACAAUGCACCAACAACGAGCGGCGGUUUUGUCGGCGAUAAAUGAAUUUCACCCUCAAGAGAUCUUCGAUGAAUUCAAGACUGGAGAAUCUCAAGCACAGCUUCACUGGACGGAGAAGGACGAUGAUGGCUCGUGGCUCCUGAGCCAGCCAUGUGGCUAUCGAUAUCUCAUUAAUGCUGGUGAUGAACGAAUUUGCACAAUUUGCUACGCACUAGUGAAUGGGGAUGAUCAAGUCCUGGAGCAUUUUAGUUCGGAAUAUCACGCAAUGAAAUACCUGAACAUGAUUCACUCUUACAAUUCCUAUUUGGCUCAACAACUAGAUGGCCCUGAAAGACGAGCGAAAGCACUGAAGAUGCUCAUAUCCACGUUAACACUGGAGAAUGACACGAAAAAAGUGGCGCGUACACUGUCUCACUUCCCGAGUCUUAUAAAAUCCCAGCUAUCCGAAGAUGUUCGUGUUUAUCCGGAUCCACCGCUGGAAGUUAUCGAUGAUUUCAAGGAGACAACCGGGAAAAUGUUCCGUUUCUGUGUUUCGUGCUGUACUUACAUCGAGUUCGACGCCAAUCUUGUCGAUGAACCACAGAAAAUGGCAGCGGCAUGGAAGAAGCAUGUUUUCAGCGCUCAACAUUUUGAAACUGCGGCGAUGAGGACUAGAAUUGAUUUUAAUCCAAUGUUCUUUGUUCCGUAUUCCCCUACAGUAACCAACGCGGAAACCGACGUUAAAGGAGUUUGGAAAGUUAAUAGGGAGGUCCUCGUUCAAACCCAAUGCGAUGUUGGACUGGAAUUUAUGGUGGAAGAUGAAGCGGCAAAUGAGGUGACCUGUCAGUGCUGCUGGCAGGUUUUCUCAAAAAAUCCGAUUUUUGUGAAUCAACACAUUCGAUCCUAUGCUCACCUUAAGCAGUAUAUUUUCCUCACCGCUCCGGAUAUUAUCAGAAUUCUUCUCGGCGCUGAAACAGACGAGAAAAAGCAAGCAUUUCUGAUGGAAUGGCUUCAGAGGCAUUCGGGAUUGUUUCAGAAGCGAAUUCAUCUUCACUCUAAACUAAAAACCCUCGAACUUUCCUCAUGGGCGCCAGUCUCUCGGCGCCUCGUGCAAACGUCUCUUUUAUGCAGAGAAUCGUCUGAAAAAGAUGUCUAUGAGAGUGUUCUGGGUCUUGUAGACAGUGUCGCGUGUGAUGGAGAAAAACUUGGAAAAUUUCCAGAGGAAUCGAUCGAAAUGACGGCUCGGGAGGCACUUAUUGCAGCCAGAAUGUUGAUUGUGAAUACGUCGAGAAGAAGUGAUAAUACGCUGGCAUCUGUCGUGUGUAGGUGUGAGAAUUGCGAGCUUCUCGUGAUAGUGAAAGCUGCCACGUGGCAAGACGAUGUGUUCAAAUCACACAUUUGUACAGAUGAACAUCACCGGCGAACCGCAAUGUGCAAAGAAAAUUCGCUUUCGGCAUUUGGAAUUAUCGCUGAAAAAUCGACUUAUACGGUGAAGCCGUUUGUUCAGAAAGAUGCGACGAAGAAAGUAAUUUGGCAAUGGAAUCAGACUACAAAACAGCACGAAUAUGUAUCAAGCAUUGUUGGUCUCGAUAAUAUAAUUGAACGCCGUUAUCCUGGAAUGGAACUCGGAAUUCCGAAGCAACAAGCCGAUUUCUACUGCCAACUUUGUGCUAAAGUGUUUCCCAAAAGAGCUAUAGCCCUGGAAUCUCAUGUCAGAGAAAUGGAUCAUUGUAUCUAUUGGAUUCAGAAAUAUCGACAAGCUCAAGUUCGCGAGUUGUUUGAACAUUUAGCCAAUCAGACGGCUGACAAGGGAAAGGAACUUCGGAAAUUCCUUUCAUCGAUUCUCAAAGAAAUCCAUCCACCAGAGGAUUAUUGUAUCAAAGUGUAUGAUCCGAUUGGAGAGGAGGAACGGAAACAGUUUGCGAUAUUGGCGAAAAUUCAGGCUGAGGAGAAGCAGAGACGACUUGAUGAGGCGAAGGAGAAGCUGGCUAUUGACAAGGAAAAGCUUCGCCUGAAAAAGGAAGCAUUGCAACGAGAGCUGGAAGAGCGUAACAAGGCAGAACGCCAGAAAAAAAUGGACGAUGAGGAGCGCCAUCGCGAGAAGGAACGACAAAAGAAGGCUGAACGGGAUGCCCGUCUGCAAUUCGCCAAGGAAAAUGCGGCGAAACUUGCUGCUCAGGAGGCGAAGAAGGAUAUAUCACUGAAGAGUCGGCUGGAGCAAGCUUCUAUGCAGCAACGAGAACGCCAAAAAAUCGAUGUCCAGCAGGCGAAACUUGAAGCCGAGCGAAUUCUACUUUUAUCAAAAUAUCCAAAUUUUGGAAAAGGCCCGACUGCCGCCGCUGCAACAAGACCUCAAGUGACAGCUAAACAGGUUCCAUUGAACCCGUAUGGAGUUUCUUCUUUCGGUGUAGCACAGGCUAUCAUUGUACCAGAUAAUAAUGCUCAAAGAUUUGGUGUACUACAGCAACAGCAGCAGCAGCCGUCGUCAUCGUCGCUAUCAUUCUUUGGAGUUCCACCACCACCAGCUAUUCCACCACAGUCCGCAGCUGCAGCUGCUGCUGGAUACCCAAUGACAUUUACCAGCCGUCCACCACCGCCAGUCCAACAAGAAAUGCCCGCUUUUACGAAAAGGCCAACACUGAGAGGAAAACGAGUGGAUCGAGCGAUUCACAAUGCUUCAGUGAUCAAGAACAAGGCUGAUCUACUCAAUUACAUGCGUAGCGAAGGAGCCUCUGAAAUCGUGGACCCCGUCGAAAUUCCGCGCGACUUUAGUCAGAGUGUUCAAGACUCUCCGGAUGCGUUUGGAAUUGAUUAUGUGGCUGAGGUGAUUUGCCUGGAUGAUCCGUCGCUGGACUCGUAUUUGUGCACAGUUUGUGAUAAUUGGUCGGAUCCGAAAGGAAUGCUCCGUCACUUGUGCUCAACGGACCAUAAGAGCACUUAUAUGUUCCACAAGUACCCGCACUACCAUGCAGAGGUGAAUCGGGAGAAGAAUCCAGUUGUUCGCCGAAAUAUUUUCAAGAAUUUUACAAGUGAUUUGAAGGGAAAGCACGUCGGAGAUGUUGUAAAAACUCGCAUGAAAACUCUAAUCGAUAAGGCGACAAUUGAGAGGCUAUGGCCUGGAUAUGAAGAGCAUUUCUAUGCGAAGAACACCGGAAAACCAUGGUCUAGUGGAGGCUUCAAGCCGAUUGCUGGAGCAAAAGUGGUGCUGCCGGAAGUGAUUCCAGUGAUUGAUUUGUUGAAUGAUGAUGAUAUGGAUAGUGAUAAGACCGAAAGCCCGCUGAAACGGAAGGAUCCGCGGUCGAAAAAUCGGAGCAGAAGCCGGGAUCGUGCUCGUCGCUCCCGAAGCCGUGAGCACAAACGUGCACGUUCAAGAAGUGCCGAGCGUCGACGACGAAGCCGAACUCGAUCGAGAAGCCGAUCCCGUGAACGGUAUCGUAGUCGACGAGAUCGUCGGAGCCGUACGAAGAGCCGAUCUAGAAGCCGAAGCCGUGAAGCAGCUCCCCCUCCCCAACAAAGAUCCCGAAAUUCGACGUGGAGCGAGCAAACGGACACGUUUUUGGCGAAACUCGGCGAUGCUUCUUCUGCUCAAAAUCGAGCAGCAGCAGCCGGAGAUUUCAGCUCAAAGUUGGCGACUGUUCGUGACUUGGCGAAUUCUGGAAUAAUACAAGGAACUGUACUCGAUGGGAUGUCGAAUUCGUCGACACCGAGGCCGGCGCCAGUUGUGCCAACUCAAUCGGCGGAAGAGCGUCGUCGAAUGGAACGGGAGCAGAAGGAGUAUAAAGAUAAUCUCAAUCGCAAAGUGAUGGGAGCCCUGGUUAUGCUGGAGAAAAUGCUCAACGAACACAAUGGGAAUGUGCCACGUGACGUUGUGCUCAAAAUGUAUGACAGCCUUGGGCUCAAUCCUGUUGAAGGGGAUGAAGCUAUCAAUAAGUUUAUAAUGGAUAUGAGAACUAAAGAGACUCAUCAAGCAACAAUGCCAAAACAAAGCAUAAGCCAAUCGAUUUCGUCGAUGGGAAUUCAGUUGACACCAGUGUCUGGUCAGUAUACUCAAGCUCCACAAUACCAGCAGCCUCCGCCUAUGCAGUCGUACGGAAUCUCAUCUGGGCCUCCUCCUCCUCCUCCAGCAGCAGCAACAUCCUCGGCCUAUUCUCAAGCUUUCCAAGCCGGGCCGACAAUGGGCCGCGCCGCCGCCCCGAUCUCACCGAUUUCCGCGGCAAUUGUUCCUCUGCAAUCUUCGUCGUUCUCUUCGCAGCAGCCUCAACAGCAACCACAGCAGCAACCACAGCAGCAGCACGCAUUCUACCAGGAUCCUCCAACAUCGCUGAGCUCCAAGCCACAAGGAACGACUGAUAAGCAUCCGGUGACGAUCAGUGAUGAUUCGUCGGAUGAUGAUGAGUAUUCGGAAGUGUACAAGCUAAUCGGAAAAGAGUCGGAUCCGAAGAAAAAGACACACAAGUUGGACAACAAACCACAGCAGCAGGAACCCAUAAUACCUGGACAGAAAAUGGCGUUGAAUCGAACAAUUCUUCCGAAUGGAGCACGUGUUGGUGAAAAGCAGAAUGUGCCUUCCCCGGCUCCAUCAGAUGCUUCUUCAUCGAAUCUCAUGAACAUGACUCCAAAUUCUGGCUCAAAUCCCGUCAAACAUCCACCACAAGCUCCGCAAAUAGUCCGUCCAACACUGGAAUCGUCACUCGGAAUGCCUGCUCCGAUUGCUGUGAGCAAGGCGAUUCCGCCCCCGCAGCCGAUGAUGCCUCAGCAGCAGCAGCAACAGCCUCAGAUGAUGUACCAACAGCAGCAAAUGUAUGGAGCACCGGCACAAUAUCAACAACAGCCGAUGAUCUACCAACAGCAAAUGCAGCAGCAGCCUAUGCAGUAUCAGCAACAAAUGUACCAACAACAACCACCACAGCCCCAGUAUGCCCAACAAUACGGAAUUCAGCAGCCAAUAUAUCAACAAGCUCCCCCGCAGCAGCAGCAGCAGCCUGUCUAUCAGCAGCCAACAUACCAGCAGCCGCCGGUUCAACAAUUCCAACCACAACAACAACAACAGUACUAUCAGCCUCAACAACAAGCCCUUCCACAAGUUCAGCCACAAUUUCAAACUCCUGCUUCGUCGUAUGGAGGUGGACAAGCACAACCACCGUACUACUGGCCACCUCAAUAAAAUAUUGAUUUUUUUUUUGUUUUUUUUUCUCUUUUUGUCUGUUCCAUUCCCCCCACCUGGUAAUACUAUUUUAUUUUGUUCCUUCUUUUUGUGCUGUAAUUAUCUCCCUCUCUCUCUCUCUCUCUCUGCUGAUCAUCAUAGUUUUGUGAGGAAAUACAUGGUUUUAAUGAAAAUUUGACGACUUUGAA
Caenorhabditis elegans is the source of this 6054-nucleotide messenger RNA. It is a transcript of the gene Y79H2A.3, whose product is annotated as C2H2-type domain-containing protein. The record is from RefSeq and is marked reviewed. The transcript has 28 exons. Lineage: Eukaryota; Metazoa; Nematoda; Chromadorea; Rhabditida; Rhabditidae. The coding region runs from base 11 to 5866 and encodes 1951 amino acids.